AUGCAACUCGAUUGCAAGCUUGCAGCACAGGUGGAACAGAUCGCGUGGUUGAAGAACCGCCUGGAGUCUGGGGUAGGUGGUGUCGCGGUCGUGAGCUACGAGGAGCUCGCGUCCGCCAUUGCUAAGGCGAUUCUAGUCUUGGAGAAGGAGGCGAAGGCGAUCGCGUUAGAGAGGGUUGCUCUUUGUGAUGCGCGUAACCAAGAGGCAUUGGUUCUGGGUCGAGUAGAUGUGAGGUUGGGACAGCUGCAGGGGGUGGUGGUCGACUCCAUGGAAACCGCUCAGAAGAAGCUGACAGACGAGGUUGCGUGGAAGAUCGACAAAAUGUUGACCGCGGUUUCCGCGACAGCAGAGCGGGCCAUCACCACCAGCAGUAUCACAAACGCCCUGCACACACUCAUCACCAUCGUCUCCGGUAGCCCGCCGCCGCGCCCGGACACGGAAGAACCAGCUACGACGGAGAAUGCCAAACCUGGAGAUGCCGAGUAUGGGAAGCGGGCGGCGGGUGCGAAGGCGGAUAACCAGCAGGGGCCGAAGAGGCAGAGAGGUCCUCAGGCAGCGGCCACGGCAACCGCGUCCUUGACGGCUGCAGGUGGUAAGGGCAAAAGGAAGGCGGGAGAGGAGGGACCGGCUACAGCGGGUUCGCAGCCUGCGAGGCGUGAGGUUCAGCCCACCGUGGCAGCCGCGACGGAGGUCAAGAACACCGCGAUCGCACCAGCACAUGCUGCCACAACGACAGGAAAGCAUGGGCACAUUGCGAGCGCCUUUGCUGGUCCGAGCGCGGCUGCAAUCGAACACAAGACAGAGGAACGCGGCAGGGGUGCCGAGAAGUUGCCGCCACCACCCGUGUACACCAUCGACGAGGAUGAGGCAGAAGACGAGCUGGAGAAUCGCGUCAGCAGGUGGAUUGGGCCGGUGGGCAACGGAGGAGGACAGGGUAGUGAGGCCGCGGUCGAGAUUCAUAGCGGCGGGGAGAGCGCGGACGAGCAAGAUGGCGACACAGUGGGCGCGCCUAGUGGCGAAACAGGACAGGGUGUAAUUGGCAGCAAGUGGAGGGGCUAUGGCAUCCGCGCUCCACCCAGGGGCGGACCAGGCUUGGGAUCUGAACCGCAUUUGGGGGGGAAGAAGCGGUGGCUUGGACACGGAGAGCUUGAAGACCUGCAGUAA
This is a messenger RNA of Closterium sp. Naga37s-1, 1164 nucleotides long. NCBI's taxonomy places the organism in Eukaryota, Viridiplantae, Streptophyta, Zygnematophyceae, Desmidiales, Closteriaceae. The record is from the annotation of a GenBank genome assembly.